This is a messenger RNA of Phymastichus coffea, 4195 nucleotides long. RefSeq names its product trichohyalin-like. The coding region runs from base 1354 to 3972 and encodes 872 amino acids. The transcript has 6 exons. Lineage: Eukaryota; Metazoa; Arthropoda; Insecta; Hymenoptera; Eulophidae. The record is from RefSeq and is a predicted model, not a curated record.
CGAUUCACGAGGAGAAAUAAAACUAAAACAUAAAGCAAGGAAAGUCAAGCACGCCGCGCUAUACACAGCGGAGUAAUAAGUUAGCAGACGACACCGGCGUUGGUAGUUAUCAGUUGGCUAGGUAUGUCGAUAGAUGUCGCUGGGGGCGGGCCGAGGCAUUCCCUUCCAUGCCGACGCGACGCGAGCGAGCAGUGCGGAGUCAGUUGGCCGAGAGAAUCCAACGGCGGUGCGCGUGGCAGGCCGCAGCAGCAGUAGACACGAACUGGUCGUGCGGAUCGUAGAUUUAAAUGGCCGUGGUUGAUAGUGUUGCGCGAGUAUAGUGUACACAUAUCGUUCUCUCGGCGACGGCUGUUCGGGCUUCGGCCACAAGCUGUCGGCGAGGCGCUGCUGCCCGGCUGCAGCCUUCAGCCUGCCUGCUGCCCGCUGCUGCAUGCACCGCUACGACGACUACGAGGCGUCGGCGGCGGCAGCGGCCGUGGCGACGACGUUGUUGUACAUAGGCAGCGUGCACCGACAACACGGCAGCCCGCUGCUGGCCACACCAGCGCGGAAAAUGGCUGCUGCUAGUGCUUCUACUACUGGGCCGCUGUAGCUGCGACCGAGCAGUAGAGAGAAAAAGGGCAGGGACGUGCGCUGCUGCUCUCCGGCGCUACGCUUAGCUACACACUCCUGUCGCUCUCGCCUCUCGCUGCACUGCUCAUCGUUGGCUGCUCCCUAUAGUGGCUCCGCAGCUCCUGCAUCACGCGAACGCCGAGUGUCUCGUUUGCCGAUCUCUGCACUACGGGAGAGAAAAAGAAACAACAGAGAGAGAGAGAGCAACAACUCAUUGUGUGUAUACUACUACGUUCGCCGCGACACUGCAAAUGUAGCGAAUAAAAGAAAAUAAGUGUGCUCGUGCUUUGUGUACAUACGUGUGCCGUAGAGUGUGCGCGUGUGUGUGCUACAUGUAUGAGUGGCCGCGUGCUGCUGCUGGCUACUGCUACUGCUGCUGCGCCUCGAGUGCGCGUAUAUAAAUAAUCUGUCGAAGUGGUGCAGUGCUGGUCGUCGUCGUCGUCGUCUGCGAUAAGGAGCCGUCAAGCAGACACUACGAUUUGGAGUGGAAACGCGAAGCAAGAAACACUUAUCCGGAUGCGAAGCUAAGGAUAGCCGCUGCAAGCGAUUGCAGUGGGCCGGCACACGAAAAUGGCGGUGAGGUAGUGUUGUCCAGCCGGCAAGAGUUGGGAGCGAGGUCAGUCGACGGCAGCCGGAACGAUGUGAAGCGCAGAGCGCCAGGCCGAGAGUCCCAGAGUGCCAGAGAGAGAGCGACCGAAAGACGAUAGAAGCAGAGGACAGCAAGGGGCGCGCUUGCCAGGGAUGAAGCCGCAGAAGAAGGCGGCAGCAGCCAGCCGCAAGGCCGCCAGCAAGCUGCCGGUAGCGGUGGCGAAGAAGCGCCGCGCCUCCGUCGACAAGUGGCCCGCGGUGGCGAGCGCCACGACGGCGAGCAGCGCGGCCGAGCUGGCCAAGAAGCAGCGGCUGGCGACCACGGCGGCUGCGGCGGCGACGGUGGCAGCGACCACGGCGGCGCUCGCCGCGGCCAAGAAAGACGAACCGAAGCAGCCGCGAUCCGAGCCCAAGAAAAAGAGGCUGCUCGCGGCAGUGCAGAUGGCCGCGGAGCAACCGCCGAGCGACGCAGGCGACGAGCAGCAGCAGCAACAGCAGCAGCACCAGCAGCAGCAACUGCAGCAGCAGCAGCAGCAGCAGCACCAGCAGCAGCAACAACAGCAGCAGCUCGACCGCGGUAAGAAGGCGCCGCUCAACGGGCUCAGCGGCUCGCUGGACGAGCAGCAGCUGAAGCUGCCGCUCGCCGCCACCUACGCGUUGCCCGUCAAGAAGAGAAUCAAGGACGAGCACAAGCGCGGCGCGCACGAGCCUGCGGCCAAAGACAUUGGCAAGCAGCACCAGUCCAAGCAGCCCAAGAAGCCCAGCCCGCCCAAGAGGACGGUCCUCGCCGCCAAGAAGCCCAGCGCCAUCGCCAAGAAGCCCCUCAAACCGAAGCUAGUCAACAAGUCCGAGACCGAGGCCGCAUCCUCUCCGCCUCACCAUCCGAGGGCAUAUCAACAUUAUCACAACAAUCAGCACCAUCACCCGUCGAAAAAAUCACCACCAACCUCUUUCCUGGCCAAGGGCAAGAAAAUGCUCAUCAAGAAGUUCGCUGCCGAGGAGAAACUAAAGGCACAGAAGCAGCCGAAACAACAGCAACAGCAGUCUGAGAAGAAGCAGCCACCGGCAGCAGCACCGCUCAAGAAAGAAGCCGAGAACAAGCUGAAGAGCAGUCAUGGCAAUAGUCCACUAGCCAAGAAGAAAGAAGCGGCGAGCAAAGAAAAAGAACAGUCGGAGCUCGUCAACACGGACCACAUCAAGAAGGAGCUGAUCGAGGAUGAGCCAACACCACCCGCGUUGCCCGCGAAAAAGCAGCCCAAGUCUAAAGCCAGCGCUAAAAAAGCUUCGGCCAAACGUUCCCCUAAACAUCAACAGCAUCAACAACAGCAGCAACAGCAAUCGCAACAGCAGCAGCAAAACGACAACCUGGUGCGCAAUCCAGUGAACAAUCUGACGCCCAAGGAAGAGCCGGCGAUAGGUAAAGUGAAGGCGGAGGCUAUGAAUGGGGAUAGUGAGGCGACGAGUUCCGAGUCAGAGUCAAGCGACGAGGAGUACAACGCGCGUAGAAGCAGAUCGAGGCGGGGGACAGCUAGAGAGAGGACGCCCAGCGAGGAGCGCGCAAUGACCAAUCGCAUGAAGCUCUUUGGCUUCUGGAGUGGACCCAAAAGGCACCGUGUCGCGUCGCUGAACGCCCUCGCCAAGGUGCACUGUCUCUACGAGAAUGAGAACGGUGGAGUCUACCUCGGUGGCUUCUGCAAGCCCAAGCCCGAGAAGGACGCUACGAAACAGCAGCCUAAGAAGGAGAAGGAGGACAAGGACUCGAAGGAGCCUAAAGACGCAAAAGAUUCCAAGGAUUCCAAGGAGUCCAAAGAAUCCAAAGAAUCAAAGGACACGAAGGAAGCGAAAGAACCUAAGGAGCCUAAAAAGGAAAAGAAACCGAAAGUCUGCAAAGAAGAAGACGCACUGUCCAAGCGCAAGCUUAGAAACGUACCAGGACUAAGGGGCAAACACUACGAUGUUCUGCGAGGUAUGGGAUCGUCGUCGUCUGCUACCUCCUCGGAGGAGGAGGACGUUGAACUGAGAAAAGAACGCGCCAAGGAGCGCAAGAGGAAGGAAAAAGAGCGAGAGAGGCUGGAAAGGGUCAAAGAACGCAAACUACAGGAAGAAGAAUUGCGUAAGGAGGAUAAGGACGGACAGGUGGUGAUAAGGAAACCCAAGCAGAAGCGCCGUAAGAAGAACCAGGAGGUGAUGGAUCUUAAGGAUAUGGUGGUGUGCAAACGUAUGGCCAGUCUUAACGCCUCGGCCAUUCUUGCCGCCUCAUACUCCGACGAAAAGAACCGAUUAGGCACAAGUAGCGACUCCUCGUCCAGUAGCGAGUCCGAUGUUGAAUUUAUCAAAAGGAGACGGCAGAGUGACUCGGAAUUGGAUAAGAGAAAAGGACGGCAAACGGGCUCUGACGCUGACGACCUAGUCAAGCCCUCGAAGAAGGUCGUCAUCGUUAAUCAGGACACUGAUGUUACCAUCACAGGUGUCUACGUCAAUCAAACCCGGUCGACUCAUCGAGAAGAGUACUGCAGUAUCGCUGGACUCCAAUACAGAAUCAGUUCGACCAGCCACACGCAAACUGCUGCGACAGCCGUCGCUACGGAGCUCCACGAUCAGAAGGAACAGCCGUGCAAAUCUUACACUCCACUCGGCGCGCUUUCAUCUAUGCAGCCGCCCGGCUCGCAGAACCACUCGAACAUGUCUCCUCGGCGGCACUCCGCCUUUUCAGCGCCACAUCAGCAUGGUGCAAGCCGCUUUUCUCUUAAGAGCGGGCGGUGUAUUACAUAGCCAUAACGUCGAUAACGUACUUUUUCAUGACGCUGUUUACAGAAAAAAAAACGUGCAAAGAUAAAGUAUUCGGAAUCGCUUUUCGUGGAAAAACCGAGAACGUCACUGCUAUAUAAAGAGCUUCGGCAUGAAUACUCGUUAAUACAAGCUUCAAAAUAUUUGCGCUUUUCGAGUUAUUAACAGGUCAAUGUCGUAUCAAAAAUCAUUUUUGUAGCAAAGUGAA